AGGUCCAGGAAGACUCUGGUCUGUGAAGAUCCAGACUGCUGGAUCAGGCUCCUCCCUCUGACCUCUGACCCCUCAGCAGCAAACUGCUCCAUCUACAGCCGAGGUGAGGAGCUGUUCUGUCAGGUGAGCAGAGAGAUCCCUGCAGGUGAGAAGCUCCUGGCCUCCCUGUCCCCUCCUCCUCCUCCCUCCUCCUCCUCGCUCUCCCUGCUCACUCAGAAGCAGCCGGCGGUGAAGGAGGAGCCUCUGUACCCGGCGGCGCUGCACUCCGACAUCCAGCUGCUGCCCCAGCAGGCGGGCAUGGCGGCCAUCUUGGCUACAGCGGUGGUUAACAAGGACAUCUUCCCGUGUAAGGACUGUGGGAUCUGGUACCGCAGUGAGAGGAACCUGCAGGCCCACCUCAUGUAUUACUGCGCCAGCCGUCAGAAGCAGCCGGCGGCGGCCUCGUCUCCGCUGCAGGACAAGCCCAAAGACUCGUACCCCAACGAGCGCGUGUGCCCCUUCCCGCAGUGCAACAAGAGCUGCCCCAGUGCCAGCUCCCUGGAGAUCCACAUGCGCACCCACAGCGGUGAGCGUCCGUUCGUCUGUCUCAUCUGCCUGUCGGCCUUCACCACCAAGGCAAACUGUGAGCGCCACCUGAAGGUCCACACGGACACCCUGACCGGGGUCUGCCACGGCUGCGGCUUCGUGUCCACCACCAGGGACAUCCUCUACAGCCACCUGGUCACCAGCCACAUGGUGUGCCAGCCCGGGUCCCGCAGCGAGGUCUACUCUCCAGGUCCAGGCCUUCCCAAGCUGCCCCUGUCCACAGGUCUGAGUCCAGGAGACUCCGGGGUGGUCCUCAAGUGUCAGGUCUGUGGACACAACUCUGACUCCCCUUCCCAGCUGCAGCAGCACGUCCGAACUCACCUGGAAGUCAGAGUCCCGACUGAGCGAAGCCCUGCCCCUCGCCAGAGUACCCCCCACUCCACGGACCAGCCACAGCUGUCCCCGCAAGACCAGGAGCUCCCGGUCUCUGUCCUCAAACCAGAGUCCUCCAGUCCAGACCUUAAUGGAGGGUCAGCCACGCCUCCACACUACAGUUCUCCUGAUCUGGACCUGAAGAUCAAGGAGGAACCUGAGUCUGAGACAGAGGACCAUCAGGUGGAGCUGAGAGACCAUGGAGACCAGAAUCCUGAUGAGGGUCCACCAGAGACCAAACAAGAAGCAGUGGUCUUGUCCUCCUGCCAGACCUCAGCUUCUCCACAGAGUCCAGUCCACCCCACAGUCAAGGCAGAACCCACCAGUCCCACUCCAGGCUCCAGUCCUGCUCCGAUGGUCCCAGGGGGGGCUCUGUUUCUGCCUCAGUACAUGUUCAGCCCUGAGGCUGCCAUCCUGCCGCAGGCCUCCGAGAUCCUGGCCAAGAUGUCAGAGAUGGUCCACAGCCGGCUGAAGCACGGUCAGACUGUUGUCCAGAACAACCCGGCUGCCUUCUUCCCGUCCGGACCACCUGCGGGGACCACCACGGCGGCUCCGCCUCCCAAAGGAGCCACCUGCUUCGAGUGCGACAUCACCUUCAACAACAUCAACAACUACUACGCACACAAGAGGCUCUACUGCUCCAGCAGGCAUCAGGGGGACGGCCCCAGCUCCGGGUCUGGACCCACGCCUCCCAGCGGACCACCUGGAUCCUCUCCUCAGGUGGGGGCCUCAAGCCGAGCGGCUUCCGCCUCCCCAACCGACUCAGAGCCUCCUGCAGGCAGCGGGGCGGCAGACACCACGAGGCAGGUGGAGAUGAAGAGCGAAACGUCGUCUGCAGGCAGAGAGGGGGUCUCCUCCUCCUCUGAAGGGGAGGGGGGAGGAGGAGGGGGAGGAAGAACGAGCGAAGGCAGCCCGAGUCCUGUUAGCGGUUCUGCAGAGGACCAGGAAGAAGACCCCAACAAAACCUUCUGCGAGGCCUGCAACAUCCGCUUCAGCCGGCAUGAGAACUACACAGUGCACAAACGGUUCUACUGCGCCUCGCGCCACGACCCGUCCAACCAGCGCUCCGGACACGCCAAGACCCCCGCCGCCACCGCCUUCCUUCCUCAGCCCAUCCGCACCCGCAAGAGGAAGAAGAUGUACGAGAUCCACAUGGCCCGGAGCGAGGCGCUGGCUAACGCCGCUGCCGCCUCAGCUGCCGCCGCCGCUCCGUCUCCCUCCGUGCUGGGCCUGGUGGUCAAACAGGAAGUGUCUCCUGGGGGCGCCGGCAGCUCCAGCCCCGAGAGAGACGGCCCCAUCGACCUGAGCAAGAGACCCCGCCUGAGGGAGACCCCCCGUCAGGGCGGCAUCCUGCCAGCCCUGCCUUUGAGCGACUACCACAAGUGCACGGCGUGCAGCAUCAGCUUCAACAGCAUCGAGAACUACCUGGCCCACAAGACCUACUACUGCCCCGCCACCAGCCUGCAGCCCACCAGCCUGCAGCCCCCCACCCUGCAGCCCCGCAGUCUGGAGCAGCUGCACCGCCUCCACAGGUCCGCCUCCACCUCCCCCAAGAGCCGGCCCCAGCAGGAGCCCCUGGACCUCCUGCACCCCGUCGAGGCCAAAGCUCUGCCUGCCGAGUGGGCCGCCCAGACCCGGGGGGCCUCGUCCAGCCCCCACUCCUCAGCUUUACCCGCCUCUGGAGCCACGUCCCCCGCCCUCGCAGCCACCCCCGCAGCCGGAGCCGGAGCCAAGGGGGCCGGUUCCUCCCAGGUGGUCUGCCCAUACUGUCCCAACAGGACCCUGACCUGUGACCUGAUGGAGCACUUCAAGACCACUCAUGGUCUGCUUGUGACCAUCCAGCCCCCCCUGGAGACCCCCCCUCCGGCGGGCAGGUCCAGCCCCAGCCUCAGUCCCAGAGAUGGACCCACCCCCACCAGCCAGGCCCGGCAGGGCUCCAGAGUCCACAAAGACAGCCUGAACGGUCAGGCCAGAAGCAGGGGGGCGUCCCCCGCCUCCCCCCUGCUGAACGGCAGCCCCUCCCUCGGUGGGGACUCCCCUUUAGCUGCCUCCCCUCUGCCCGUCUCCCCUCCCCACGCCCCCUCCCUGACCGUGUCACCUGAUGCUCUGAAGGUGGCGUCCACUCAGCUGGCAGAGCACAGCGCCCCGCCCGCCCCCCCCUCGGGCCCUAAGACCCCCCCGGUCUCCACGGUCCAGAACGGGAACUCCCGCUUCUGUCGGCUGUGCAACAUCAAGUUCAGCAGCCUGUCCACCUUCAUCGCCCACAAGAAGUACUACUGCUCCUCCCACAGCGCCGAGCACGUGAAGUGAAGCCUUCUGGCCCUCCUGCAGGGGGCGGGGCCACACCCUCUGACUGUUACACCUGGCGGCAGGUGAUUCCUGGGACGGGUAUCUGUCUGUGGCACACUAAGCUGGGACGGACGUCCUCGGCGUUGAUGGCGGGACGUUAAACAGUUUCCUCCGCCUCGGCUGUGAUGGACACUUUAAGGCCACGCCCCUCUGAGGACCGUGGGCCUGCUCCCACACUGACUCCGGUCUGUCGUCAUGUUACUAACGACUGAAGGAUGCUCUUGUUCCCUCCUGAGGGAAAUAUUUAUCUUUGAGUCCUCACUGAUUUCACGUCAACACAAACUACCUGCCUGUCUGAGACUGUUUGUAUUUUUGGUUUGUAUCUUUUUCGUACUGUUGGGAGGAGUGUGAUGUGUUGAAGUGUGACUGUUCCGUCUCGAGGUAACCGCUGGGAUCACGCUGAAUUUAUUAGCAUUUUGUUAGCGCCGCGUUUGUUGCAGGUAGACGACAAAAACUUUUCAGACUUUAGUUUCCGGGCCGUUCACGUUUGUUUUUAUAUGAAUGAUUUUCUGGGUAAUGAAGGCACAGCAGAGGCGUUAGCGUUAGCAUUAGCGUUAGCGUUCAUGCAGCAGAACAGUGUUAGCUAAAAACUGUAAAAAUACUUUCUAUUUUCCACUGAUGAUGCAAAAACAAAAGGAGGUCUGAGCACUCGCUGUGGGGGGGCCGGCCCUGAUGUUUGGAACACGCCGUCAGAGAAGCAGUCUGAUUGGCUGAUGAACAGUUUGGCUCCGCCCAGUGAGCAUCAGCCUCUUUUUAACUGAAAAAGACUGAUAAUGUGACCUUUAUCACAUUCAUGUCUUUUCUUUUUUCAAUUUCUCUCAGGAUUUAGCUGGUUUUGUUUUUCUCUCUUCUCAUUUGGGUUUUAGAGUUUUUGUCGGCACUAAGUUGAGUCGUGACCUUCAGCAGAACCCGAGCCGAAAGCGUCCUGUAAAUAACUUUGGUUCUGAGCUGUUGGCAAAAAGAAAAAGAGCCUUUCUCUUUUUCCAUUAGGAGAUCGAUUAAAGGUCUGAUCUGUGGGCUUUAGUGACAUCUGGUGGUCAGAAGAAGAACUACAACCUGACUUUAUAGAACUUUAAACUGGUUUAAUGAAACAACAGAAAGAAGUUAAUUUAGAAAAGUUUAUAAAACUUUCAUAAAAAUUUGUCUUCAUGUGCUACAGCCAACCUGCUGCUGUAAAUCUGGACCUGCUCCUGGACUGGGCUUGUUUCCUGUCCAGCGGGUUGGUCAGACAGGAAGUGAUGUCAUUAAGUCCCACACUGAGGACCUUGUGAAUGUUUUUGUUCGGAGCUCCUCUUUGUACUUACGUUACGCAGCACUUUUGUUUCCUCAGCGCUCCUCGAAGGACUUCCUGAAACAUCUGAACUUCACUCAAAGUGUUUUUAUUAGAUUUCAUCCUGUUUUCUUUUGUAACGGAGAAAAUCACAACGAAUGUCAACAUUUUAUUUCCUUUCUCUGAGCUUUGGUUUCUGUUCAGCUCCACUACACUCGUGUCCAAACUAUGCAUGGAAAUAAAAAGUUCUGAGAGACGCAGA
Messenger RNA from Austrofundulus limnaeus, 4838 nucleotides. Its product is annotated as zinc finger protein ZFPM1. Gene Ontology annotation, cellular component: nucleus. Lineage: Eukaryota; Metazoa; Chordata; Actinopteri; Cyprinodontiformes; Rivulidae. Gene Ontology annotation, biological process: heart development; erythrocyte differentiation; negative regulation of transcription by RNA polymerase II. Gene Ontology annotation, molecular function: RNA polymerase II-specific DNA-binding transcription factor binding. The record is from RefSeq and is a predicted model, not a curated record.